AUGACUGUUACUGAAAGAGAUGAAGGACCCACCCAUGCCAUAGGGACAGAAACAGAGCUUAAUGUUCCUAAUGUAAGCUCACAGUCAUCAGAGCAUAUUGAGCAACCUUAUGAGAGUAUCACAAUCGAGGAAUCAGAGAGGAUCCCAAAUGACAACCCUCAAGGAGAGCAUGUGUACAGUAUGAACGACGUAGUAAGUGACUCGUCACGGAUCCCAGCAUGGUGGCACGAGGCAAUUACUGGAAAAGGGCAGCAAUUUGAAAGUGCAAAAGAAGUUAGAAUGGCUCUUAUAUACUACUCUAUAGCUAAGAAGUUCGCUUUCAAAUAUGUUAACAAUGAGCCAAAACGUAUUCGUGCUAGUUGCAUGUUUAGAGAAGAAACAAACUGCCCGUGGUUGUUUUUCGCUUCACCAUUGAGCCAUGUGUCGACAUUUGCUAUAAAGAAAUUUGUUCCUCAACAUACAUGUGGACAACAUAACAGCACAGCUGGUCACUUCAGAGCAUCAAGAAGGUGGAUUGCGAGUAUGCUACAAUCAAUUAUGAAGAGGCGUCCAUAUAUAACCCCAACUGACAUUAGAAAGGAAUUGCACUCUCAAUAUGGAUUAAGAGUUAAUUAUUCUAAAGCUUGGCGUGCUAAAGAGACAGCAAAAGAUGAAAUAUUUGGUUGCGCAAGGCAUUCAUAUGAUUUACUAUCCUGGUACCAGAUGAAGGUGACGGAAACAAAUCCAGGCAGUGUCUUCAGCAUUGAACAAGAAGAAAGGAGAUUCAAACGUUUAUUUGUGUCGUAUGGUGCAUGCAUACAGGGGUUUCUCAAGGGAUGUAGGCCGUUGCUCUUUCUAGAUGGGACUUUCCUGAAGGAUCGCUACAAAGGGAUCUUAUUAGGUGCGACCGCUUAUGAUGAACCAUACAAUCCACCCCAUCCUCUUGUAAUUCUGUCAGACGCCGACAAAGGAAUAAAGCAAUCUUUGAAAAAUAUAUUUCCAGAUGCGUACCACUCUAGGUGUGUACUUCAUCUUGUUGAGAAUUAUAAAUUGAAGCUUAGAGAGAUGGGUUUUGCCUCAAGUGCUGCUCAACGUAUUUCAAAAUUAUUGGAGUUUGCUGCAUACAAGUACACGGAAGGAGAAUUUAAUGCUGUUUUGCGUCAGAUUCGAAUGACAGAUCAAAGAGCUUACCAAGUAGCUCUAAGUUAUGGUCCUAGUAAUUGGGCCAAUUCUGUAUUUCCUGGUAUAAGGUACGUCAAUUAUCAUUACCUUUACUGUUAUAUUAUGCUGUUAUAUGAAUUUGAGCCUUUAAAUGUCACAUUUCGCUUUUAUAUGGGUCGUUCGUCUGUUACGUGUGACCUUUACUUGUAUCGUGUGACAAUACCCCAUUACAUGUGA
Messenger RNA from Asparagus officinalis (garden asparagus), 1377 nucleotides. RefSeq lists its product as uncharacterized. The record is from RefSeq and is a predicted model, not a curated record. The transcript is spliced from 4 exons. Bases 1 to 1377 code for a protein of 458 amino acids. NCBI's taxonomy places the organism in Eukaryota, Viridiplantae, Streptophyta, Magnoliopsida, Asparagales, Asparagaceae.